This is a messenger RNA of Purpureocillium takamizusanense, 2431 nucleotides long. RefSeq lists its product as uncharacterized. Lineage: Eukaryota; Fungi; Ascomycota; Sordariomycetes; Hypocreales; Ophiocordycipitaceae. The record is from RefSeq and is a predicted model, not a curated record. The transcript has a single exon. Bases 288 to 1754 code for a protein of 488 amino acids.
CGCAGGUGUAGGGUAGCCAAGAUUAUAUAAGCCGGCGUGGUGGGGAAACGCCUCGACAGGCCGCGGUGGGACCCCGAUCUAUCGUCCCAAGCCCUGUGCGGCGCGACGCGGAUGGCACCGAACGAAAGCGAGACCCCGGCCCCGAUGACAUCCCGACGCCACGGCUGUCAAAGACAUCGCGUCAACUCCAACGUCGAACCCCCCUCCCCACGGGGCCUGCGGCGUCGUGUGAGCCGUGCCACCGUCGGAGCAGUUCGCGACACCCGCCGCGGCGGAUAAUCCGCAUCAUGCCGCCCCCGAAGCCCAACAAGGCGGCCGCUGCGCCGGGGAACGGCAACAUCCUCAGCUUCUUCAGGCCCGUCUCGCUGUCGCAGCAGCAGCAACCCCCGCCGCAGACACCGCCGCGGGCGUCCUCCUCCUCGCACCUCCCGGCGCUGUCGUCCCCGUCUCCGCUCCCGUCACCCUCCCCGCUCGGCGUCAGGAGCCGAAGCGCCACGACGACGCCCGCCGCGCGACGGCGGCUGCAGCGUAAGGAGAUUGCGGCAUCCGACGACGGGAGCGAGUACGGGGCGUCCUCCUCGGACGACUCGCUGGAGGACCUGUCUGUGCUGCUUGGCGGCACCGCUCGGCGGGCCACGCCGAUGCAGCAGAGGACGGGCCAGGAUCCCUUCGCGACGCCUAGGGCCAAGAGGACGGCCGUGGAGUUUCACUCGAGCCCGCUUGCCAUCAUACCAAAGCACAAGUUCGACAUCAAGGCACUGGCCAAGGACGCGCGCAAGGACAGUGCCACUAUGGCGAGCUCGCUCGCGAGCAAAAUGGCCGUCGAGGAGUCAAGGCAACGAGCUGCGAGGGAGGCGGCGGCGGCCAAGGCGGAGCCGUCGGAGGAUGUCGUCGCCGGCGUCGUCGCGGAAGAGGGCGGCCACGACGCGCACAAAGUCCUGCGGGCUGUGCAGCGGUCGGACCCCGGCCAGGCUCAGCUGCGGUACUGCUUCUUCGACCAGGAGCCCGCCGCGCCGUCGCCCAGGCCGGUGCCCCGUGAGGGCAAGAAGGGACCCUGGCGGCUGUUGACACAGGGCAGCAUCAAGGUCCGCGAGCAGCAUCUCGUGUCCGGCGUGCCGCAGAUGGUUGUGCGUAAGCUCAACGACCUGCCGGACGCCCUUUUCCAAUGGCUCCUGGACGACAUGUGCACCCAACAGUCUGUAAUUAUCCGACAGGAAUGCCUCCACAUGAUAUCGGACUGUCGCGAGCAGAUUGAGCGGCUGCUCACGCCGGAGCGGUUGCAGCAUCUGUUUAUUCGGCUGGGCGCGGCCGAAGACAUCACCAGCGAGGACGCCGAGUUUCCAGUGUCCAACCCGGCCAACGAACCAUAUCAGGACCGCGACUGGUCGUGUCUGAAGACGUUUCUUCAACUACUGUGGGGCGUAGCCACUCACCUAUCCGUCCCGGCUGUCCAAUAUGCAGCCAAGACGCUGCUGCGAAUGUCCAUGGACAGGCUCCUGAUUUGCAGCAUCGACUUGUUGGAUGCGUACCAGUGCGCGGUCCAGGCUCUUGUCAAUGCCAUCCCAAGAUCGUCGUGGGAUUCCUUCGUACGUGCUCUUAACCCCCCCGCCCCCACCGGCCCAACCUCGUGCAACGCUGACUGGUACAGUGCUCGGAAGCAAGCUCGGUCCUAUCCGCCGGCAUCAAGGCCCAGAGCAUACGGGCGGACUCGCUUCUGUGCCUACCCAUCAGCGAUCGCAGGACGCACGACUUGAGGAGGCGGCUAGCAGUCGCGUUCCUCUUCCAAGACGAGACCCUCGGCCGGCACAGCGCCGAGGAUGUCGUCACCCUCCGGACCAUGAUCGAUCUCGUCGGCGGGCCCGACUUUGCCAUCACCCCCAAGACCGACUUUGCCGAGCUCAAGGCCAAAAUCGUCCUCCUGGAUGUGGCCGUCGACGACGGGUCCGUCGGCACCUGGGAUGACCGCGAGGACGAAAAGAGGUUCAACGACGACGUCGACGAGCUGGCUGCCAAGCUGCGGGAGAUUUGGCGCAAGAUCAACGACUCGGGCAUGAAGCUGGCGCGCACCGAGACCAAGAGCGUCGUCGAGUGGGUGCAGCAGCGGCUGCUGACCACAGUCCGCACCAAGAGAAAGGCCAAGAAGAGCGUCUUCGACCUGCCGGGCGAGUCUGACGCCGCGGACCUGCCGCGGCAGCAGGACUACAUGAAGAAGUUUCUACAGAGAUAGGGCGAGCUCCCUGUGCGAGGGCGGAUGCAUUACCUUUGCGGAUUGAUCUAGAGUAGCGGCCGAUACCCAUAUCAUUCUCACGAACACAUUGGCGACGGACGACGACGGACGGGCGGGCGGGCGCAAUUGGGGCUCGGCGUUUGAGGCUGGUAAAAGGUCAUGUUUUAUGGUACAGCAUCUAGCGUAGUAGGUACGGGUGGCGCG